Messenger RNA from Vavraia culicis subsp. floridensis, 1041 nucleotides. RefSeq lists its product as uncharacterized. The coding region runs from base 1 to 1041 and encodes 346 amino acids. NCBI's taxonomy places the organism in Eukaryota, Fungi, Microsporidia, Pleistophoridae. The record is from RefSeq and is a predicted model, not a curated record. The transcript has a single exon.
AUGUUCAUUUUGCAUUUAAGUGUUUUAUAUUGCAUCAAAACAGCGGAACAACGAAUUUACAAUCUGAAAACGAAACUAUGCAAGGCUGUGAACAAUUUUCAUGUGGAUGAAGAUCACGUAGCGUAUAUAGAGAACUGUGCACAGGUUGAGAUUGCAAGAGAGUUGCUGGUCAGGUAUCAAACGGAGUGUUCGUUGCUCAAGUUGAACUUAUGGAAUGGUGUUAAUGAGUGGAAGAAUGCUGUUGGAUCGUAUGUAGCUGAAGUGGCGAAGGAAUUUAAAACAAAUGUUGCAAAAUGGAAGGAGGAAUGUAUGGGUGGUGUUAUAAGAAGUGCUCUGUGUGAAGAAAGGAAAGAAAGUGUCGGCAUCAAGAAUGCAAGGCCUAUACUUGGAAAUAAAAAUGUGAUGUGCAGGGGAGGAGAGGUAAGUGAUACCAAUAUGCGAGGACCUGAUAAAAGUGUAGGCACACACGGCAACGAGGGUUACAAAUUUACAUCAAGGUCCACUAAAACAAACAUAGAAAACAACAAUGGAAAGUUAAUGAACAUAAUAGCAAUAGUUAACGAGUUUUUUACGUUCAACAGAGACAUAGAAACAAUCGUAAAUACGUAUUUGGAAAAAUUGUACCGAAAUGUUUACGAUCAAACGAACAGGUUGUUCGAUAAAAACGAUUUAUUGGGAGGUCAAAUGCUAAGUAUUGUAUCUAAGGAUUUCGGGAAAUAUUUUCUGCCAACGGCUGCUAAUAAAACAUUCGUGAAAAGAUUGCCAACGCAUCUCAAAUAUUCUAUUUGUAGUAAAUUAAGAAAAUAUGAAAAAAUGUACAAUGAGAUGAUAGAGAUGGUAAAUUCAAGCGUAGCGAAUUUUGUUAGAACAUCACUAUAUGAACUAUAUGAAAAGUAUAUCAUAGAAAUCGAAGAAUACCGGAGCAGAUUGAACGAAUCGUUGUAUGAAAUAUUUUUGAACAAUAAGAAAAAAAUUUUAGAUCAGUAUGAACGGUUAGAAAUUGAGUUUUGCAAGUGUUUCAUACAGUGGUACAGCAUAUGA